Moneuplotes crassus is the source of this 1543-nucleotide messenger RNA. The record is from the annotation of a GenBank genome assembly. NCBI's taxonomy places the organism in Eukaryota, Ciliophora, Spirotrichea, Euplotida, Euplotidae.
AAAGAAGUAUGAUUGUUCCCAAGUAAAGCUAUUCUAAUGACUGCGGAAGAAUUGAGUUUUUGGUCAAGAGCACCCCAACGAGUGUUUGGCAGGAAGACUUGUUUGUGUGCAGGAAGUGAGCAGAUGUUAGGGUUGAAGAAGAGAAGGUGUUCAGGGUUCCUGAACCUGGAGAUAUCUUGGAGGUGUUGAAUGUUGUAUAAUCUAAUCAAAAUUGACAACUUCAGAGAAUUGCAUAAACUUGAUAAAUUAUGGAGCAAGUUAUUGCCUGAUCUUAGAGAGUACAAACAGACACAUGCUCAACUUAAAAAUGAUCUGGGCUCAGCAAAGGCCACGAAUGGUUGGGACAGACUCCCUUACCUUUUGAUUGAAGCCAGGACUCUUCUUGGCACCCUGUUGAAGUCUCUCCUUUGGAAAGAAUAUUGCAAAGAAGAAAGCAUCAGACAGUUCAGAGAUAGCCAAUACGGCGCUACAAGAAUGUACAGUGCUUCCAAGAAGUGGAUCAACGGACAAAUAAUGAAGUUGAAAGAUCACCUGACUGUUACCAGAUAUGGGGAACUUAAAGAAGAAUAUAAGCAAUUAAAGCAAGAGUACAAACAAAAGAGUGAACUGUGAAAUGAAAAGCAGAAAAAGAUUGAUCAAAAGCUUAGAAAGAUUCAGUCCCAAGAGUUUGAAAUUCUGGAGUUAAAAUAUAAGAUACAAGAAAACCGCUCCAUUCAAAAUCGAGGGAGCCCAGUCAAAAGCCUGAAUACUGCGAGUAGAGCAGCAGAUGAGUUGGACAAAGAUCAUAUCUAAAAUAUAAAGCAAGUAUACUACAGGUUCCUGUGUAAAGAUAUUGAAGGAGCAAGCUAAGAAACUCGCGGUGAGCUCAACCGAACUAGAAAAGGACACUAAAGAGCUGGCAGAACAACCAAAUCCAGAACUAAACCCUAACGACAUUACUACAAUCUUCACCCAAACAUACCAUAAAAUACAACAAAUAUCUAACCUAAAACUAAACUUCACCCACCAAAAAGACAUCAAAUCCCUCCAAAACCUCACUCCCUACCCUCUCCCUCCUCUCCAAUCCCUCACUCUCUGAAACCUCCACCUCUCACCCCCUGACCUCCUCUCCCAAUUCCUCUCCACCUCCCUCACCCCUCACUCUCCCUCCAUCGAUCACUUCAAGGUCUUCUCUAACUCAUUCCCUCCCACAGGCCUAAACCCCCACAUAAAGUCCCUUACUAAGAUCCUUCCUUUAGUCACACAGGGAUUCUGUAUCUACAAGUGCUACCUGAGUAAGGCUCGGUUUGAGAGUCUUUUCGCAGCAGCGAAGAAUGUGAAGAAAGUGGAGUUUUGGCACUGUAUAAUAGAGACUGAUAGUGCAUGAGAUUUUGGAGAGGAGAUGGAAGAAGUGAGGGUUGGGGAGAUUGGUUUUGAUGGUAUUGAGAACUGGAGCGAUUGGAUUUUUGGUGAGAUCAGGUUCACAAAUAUUCUCAAGGGACUGUCAAAAGUUAAGAGUGUAAAAAAUCGUGAGAUAAUAAUCCGUCUGAUUGGUAGUGGUGUU